GCUCCUCCGACCACCAUGUCUACACCCAACGAUUCACCGAUUUCCGCGCCCAUCCAACCUCUCCAUAACCCCGCUCAGGCAGCAACUGUUGUAGUACCAAAGGCACCCCUCGGAAAUGUUGCAAACCAACCGGCAGGAAUGGGAGCCAAGGCGUUGCUUGCAAAGAAGAUGGCAAAGACUAUGAACCCUACCUUCGUCUCCCCAACUGACAACCUCAUGACGCCGUGUACCCAAAAACUGUCUGCUGCAAAGAAGAAGCAUUUCACAAAGGGUGCGAAGCCUAUCCAGCUAUUUGCUCAAACGGAGGAGAAGACGGACGACAGCGACGACGACGAAGUACUCGCUGUGGCACCAGACUCCAACCAACAACCCCAGCUCGCUAUGGAGGUCGACGAGGAGAACCCGUUCUGA
Messenger RNA from Mycena indigotica, 411 nucleotides. RefSeq lists its product as uncharacterized. NCBI's taxonomy places the organism in Eukaryota, Fungi, Basidiomycota, Agaricomycetes, Agaricales, Mycenaceae. The coding region runs from base 16 to 411 and encodes 131 amino acids. The transcript has 3 exons. The record is from RefSeq and is a predicted model, not a curated record.